Triplophysa dalaica is the source of this 264-nucleotide messenger RNA. RefSeq names its product phosphodiesterase 6G, cGMP-specific, rod, gamma, paralog b (gene pde6gb). Gene Ontology annotation, biological process: visual perception; positive regulation of G protein-coupled receptor signaling pathway; positive regulation of epidermal growth factor receptor signaling pathway. The record is from RefSeq and is a predicted model, not a curated record. Gene Ontology annotation, molecular function: cGMP binding; 3',5'-cyclic-nucleotide phosphodiesterase activity. Lineage: Eukaryota; Metazoa; Chordata; Actinopteri; Cypriniformes; Nemacheilidae. The transcript is spliced from 3 exons. Gene Ontology annotation, cellular component: photoreceptor outer segment membrane. The coding region runs from base 1 to 264 and encodes 87 amino acids.
AUGAAUCUUGAGCCACCCAAACUGGAGAUCAAGUCAGCCACACGUGUCACCGGGGGCCCUGCGACACCCCGCAAAGGACCACCAAAGUUCAAGCAGAGGCAGACGCGUCAGUUCAAGAGCAAGCCACCAAAGAAGGGUAUACAAGGUUUUGGAGAUGACAUCCCUGGUAUGGAAGGGUUAGGCACUGACAUCACUGUCAUUUGUCCCUGGGAGGCCUUUAACCAUCUGGAGCUUCACGAGUUGGCUCAGUAUGGUAUCAUCUGA